Scophthalmus maximus (turbot) is the source of this 828-nucleotide messenger RNA. It is a transcript of the gene g0s2, whose product is annotated as G0/G1 switch 2. Bases 166 to 507 code for a protein of 113 amino acids. The transcript has 3 exons. The record is from RefSeq and is a predicted model, not a curated record. NCBI's taxonomy places the organism in Eukaryota, Metazoa, Chordata, Actinopteri, Pleuronectiformes, Scophthalmidae.
GAGCGGCGGGAUCAUUGAUGACGGCACGAUUGUUGUGAUACUAGCAGCGACGUUUUGGGGAAAGACAUGCCUCCUUGUCUCUCUGCCUGCGAACGCACGAUCGGGCCCGACUGAUGAAAAGGCAGACUUUGGGGUGUGCUGCACAACAAAUCUGGUAGAGGAAAUAUGGAAACCAUCGGCGAGAUCAUCCCAUUCGCUAAGGAGGUGCUGAACCAGAGGCCCAAGUGGGGCAUGGUGAAGAUCUACACGCUCGGGUCCACCCUGGCGAUGCUCGGAGUGGUCAGUGGACUGGUGGAAUUGGUUUUCCUGCCGUUUGUGGAGCAGCAGACUGCUUGGGACGCACCAGUGGAGCCCAUCAGGGAGAAGAGGCAGGAAAAGCAGCAGGUGUCCAAGUCACACGUCACACGCCUUGAAGUCGUGGAUGCGCUGGAGACGGUGGUGAUCAAGGCCAAACAUCUGGUGUCCGAUGGGCAGAGAAGUUCAGUCAACCGCUUGUACUCUUCUUAAAGAAACUCUUUUCCCCUGAUGUAAAUGGACACAGCAGUUACAAUGUUUAGUGGCAAUGGUGGUGACUUAAUCACCAUGACAAAUUGUUCCUUUUGUACCAACGGUUCUGUUUUACAUUUGGUCAACAAUGCAAUUUCCCCCUUUUGAUUGGCAAAAACAUUAAAUGAAGAUGUGUCGAUACACAGAAAACUGUGAGGUACAGUGAAGUUUGGCUGGUGGGGAGCAGACACUUGUAGAUGUGAUGCGAUGAAUGUGUCGGCAAAAAAUGGAGUGUGUGUAUUUGAAUUCAUUUUGAACUUGAAUAAACGGAUUUUUCGGCUA